AUGUCUGGUCUGAGGGAACUAAGAAGAACAGGCUUGGGCUGGAACUCUAUAAUAUGGCAAUUUGGCAAGAAAAUCGACGGAUUGCAAAUCACAGGAGGUCGGCCCGCCACCCCACGACAACACACCGAAAAGCAGCGAUGCCCCUCAGUUCGCAUGCCACGCCACCAUCCCUCUAUCUUCAGACAUUCAGACCAGGCUCACUGCGAAACAGACAUGACUUCGGCAGCAGAGACCGUCCAGUUGCCUGAACGGCCAAAAGGGCCGAAUCCUUCGGAGGGAAAAGAGGCAAAAACGAAAGAGAAACCUCCGAAGAACAACAACAAGGGAGCUGCUAAGCCGCCCAAAAAUUCUAACGAUGAUGCCACAACUGAUGAUCCGGACGCCAUGUUCAAACUGGGCUUCCUCGCGGAUGUUUAUGCAGAGAGACCACUUUCCGAAAAAAUUCCAAAAAUCAGGACUCGCUUCCCCCCAGAGCCCAACGGAUUCCUGCACAUCGGUCACAGCAAAGCGAUCGCCGUGAAUUUUGGAUUUGCGCGGUAUCAUGGAGGCGAAUGUAUCCUUCGCUUUGAUGAUACGAAUCCCGAAGGCGAGGAGGAAAUAUAUUACCGUGGCAUUGAAGACAUCAUCAACUGGCUAGGGUUUAAGCCUGUUCGUGUCACAAACGCUAGCGAUAACUUUGAGCGCCUUUAUGAGCUCGCCCUAGAGCUUAUCCGACGGGACGCUGCCUACGUUUGCCAUUGUACCAAGGCUGAGAUGAAAGCCCAGCGUGGUGAGGCUGACGGGGAGCGGGGGAAAGCAAGAUACGCCUGCGUCCAUCGAUCGCGCCCCAUCGAGGAAUCUCUACGGGAGUUUAAAGCCAUGAGGGAAGGCAAAUACAAAACUGGAGAGGCUUCGCUCAGAAUGAAAAUGAACCUGGAGGAUCCCAAUCCGCAGAUGUGGGAUAUCGUUGCCUGGCGUAUCUUGGAUGUUGACGAGAAGCCUCACUAUCGCACUGGUGGCCAGUGGAAGAUACUCCCAACCUACGACUUCGCCCAUCCCCUGUGUGACAGUAUAGAGGAGAUCACUCAUUCGCUUUGUACGGUGGAGUUUGAAAAUUCGCGGGCUUCCUAUGAGUGGCUCUGUGAUAAGCUUGAUGUCUACAAGCCAAUGCAGAGAGAGUACGGUCGAUUAAAUAUCACUGGGACAGUUCUCUCAAAGCGCAAGAUUGUUGAGCUGGUCAAGAGGGGCUACGUGCGGGGCUGGGAGGAUCCACGACUCUACACACUGAUAGCUUUGCGUAGGCGAGGAGUGCCUCCAGGGGCCAUCCUUUCCUUCGUGAACAAUCUAGGUGUUACCAAGGCCAACGCUAUCGUCCAGGUGACGAAGUUUGAGCAGAUUGUUCGUCAGUAUCUGGAGACGACUGUGCCACGUCUGAUGGUGGUUCUGGAGCCACUCAAAGUGAUCAUCGAUGACCUGCCAGACGGCUAUGAGGAGAUGGUCGAGGUUCCAUUCUCAAAAGAUCCAUCUUUUGGCACGCACCGGGUACCUUUCAGCAAGGUCGUCUAUAUCGAGCGCUCUGACUUCCGAGAGCAAGACGCGCCAGACUAUUUCCGUCUUGCGCCUGGCAAGACCGUCGGCCUUUUGAAGGUGCCUUUCCCUAUCACUGCAACGUCCUUUGAGAAGGACCCUCAGACUGGCGAGGUGACCUGUGUCCACGCCAAAUACGAGAAGCCAGAAGAUGGAUCGUCGACUCCUCUGAAGAAGGCCAAGACUUACAUCCACUGGGUCGGUGAAUCUGCUGCACACAACAGCCCCAUCAAGGCCGAAGUCCGCGCCUUCAAUCCCCUGUUCAAAUCCGACGAUCCGAACGCACACCCAGACGGAUUCCUGGCAGACAUCAACCCGGAUUCUGAGCAGAUUUAUCCAAAUGCGUAUAUCGAGACGGGCUUCCGCGAGGUGUCUAAGUCUGCUCCAUGGCCGAAAGAGAGCGGAGGCGAGUCCAGCACUGAGAUAAGUCCAUACUCGAUUCGGUUCCAGGGAAUGCGGGUGGCGUACUUUGCGGUGGACCAGGACUCGACUCCUGAGAAGGUGGUUCUGAAUCGGAUUGUGACGUUGAAAGAUACGCGGGGGAAGACGUAA
Rasamsonia emersonii CBS 393.64 is the source of this 2118-nucleotide messenger RNA. RefSeq names its product Glutamine--tRNA ligase. Bases 1 to 2118 code for a protein of 705 amino acids. Gene Ontology annotation, molecular function: glutamine-tRNA ligase activity; ATP binding. Gene Ontology annotation, cellular component: cytosol; cytoplasm. Gene Ontology annotation, biological process: glutaminyl-tRNA aminoacylation; translation. The record is from RefSeq and is a predicted model, not a curated record. The transcript is spliced from 2 exons. Lineage: Eukaryota; Fungi; Ascomycota; Eurotiomycetes; Eurotiales; Trichocomaceae.